Rosa rugosa (rugosa rose) is the source of this 1519-nucleotide messenger RNA. Its product is annotated as probable LRR receptor-like serine/threonine-protein kinase At3g47570. The record is from RefSeq and is a predicted model, not a curated record. The transcript has 2 exons. Gene Ontology annotation, biological process: protein phosphorylation. Lineage: Eukaryota; Viridiplantae; Streptophyta; Magnoliopsida; Rosales; Rosaceae. The coding region runs from base 45 to 1421 and encodes 458 amino acids. Gene Ontology annotation, molecular function: protein binding; protein kinase activity; ATP binding.
UACUCUUGCAAGGCAACUUCUUCAAUGGGCUCAUCCCUUCAUCUAUGAAGGAAUUGAGAGCGAUUCGAGAUUUAGACCUUUCUCGCAACAAUUUCUCAGGAGGUAUUCCACAGUUCUUCGAGGGCUUUGGAAACUUGGAGAAUCUUAACCUAUCCUUCAAUCAGUUUUGGGGAGCUGUACCAACUGGUGGUAUUUUUAAGAAUGCAAGUGCGACUUCAGUUAUUGGAAACACUAGGCUCUGCGGCGGUAUUGCUAAGUUUCAACUUCCGGUGUGCAAGACUAAAGAAGGAGGGUUGUCUUAUAGAAUGAAGUUAAUGAUCUCUCUGGUUUCCGGGUUCACUCUUCUGGGACUGGGUAUGUUGUUGUCUUUUUUCCUUCUUCGUAAGAAAAGGAAAGAAAUUGAAUUGAGCACUUUGGGGAACUCUGUUUUGCAAGUUUCAUAUGCUGCACUUCUAAAAGCUACUGAUGGGUUCUCUUCAGCUAAUUUUAUUGGUGUGGGUGCUUUUGGGUCUGUGUACAAAGGAAUUCUUGCUGAAAAUAGCACUACUGUCGCUGUGAAGGUGUUUAACAUGUUACAUCGGAGAGCUUCUAAGAGUUUCAUCUCCGAAUGUGAGGCAUUGAGAAACAUCAGACACCGAAAUCUGGUCAAGAUUCUAACUGCAUGCUCAAGUAUUGAUUUCAAUGGCAAUGAUUUUAAGGCUGUUGUUUACGAGUUCAUGGACAACGGGAGCUUAGAGGAUUGGUUGCAUCCAUCUACUGGAACCGAAGAGUUAACAGAAGCACCCAAAAGUUUAAAUCUAGUUCAAAGGGUCGACAUCGCCAUUGAUGUUGCUAGUGCAAUGGAUUAUCUUCACAACCACUGUGAAACACCAAUUGUUCAUUGUGAUCUCAAGCCAAGUAAUGUUCUUUUGGAUAGUGACCUGACUGGACAUGUUUCCGACUUUGGGCUGUCAAGGUUUCUAAUAGAACCAACCAAUAAUGUGUCUGGAAAUCAGUCAAGCUCCAUUGGAAUCAGAGGAUCGGUUGGUUAUGCUGCACCAGAGUACGGUAUGGGAAGUGAGGUAUCCACAUACGGGGAUGUUUACAGCUUUGGCAUUCUCUUGUUAGAAAUGUUUAUAGGGAAGAGACCCACUGAUCAUAUGUUCAAUGACAGCUUAAAUCUUCAUAAUUAUGUGAAGACAGCUCUCCCUAAACGUGUUUCAGAGAUCUCAGAAUCACUAAUUUUUCAAGAAGGCACCACCAAUGUGGCUGAAGCUCACAGGCACAGCCGAUUGAGUGUGAGAGCAAAGAAAAUUGAAGAGUGCUUGACUUUGAUACUUGGUAUAGGAAUUGCAUGUUCUGUUGAAUCCCCCACAAACAGAAAAGAUAUCAGUGAUGUUGCAUCCCAAUUGCAAUCCAUUAGGCGCAAUCUUCUCGGCUAGAACUUUCAAAUUAUUAAUGGUUUGAGAUGGCUUUAAUAAAUUGUUGUAUGGUUCUUGUACUCUGAUCUGUUUUGUUUUUGAAUUGUCUCUGAAGUCUU